UCUUGGGUCGACCAUCUCUGUGUGUUCGUGACCGACGACCGUAUGCCUCGUCAAGUUUGCCCGCGUAUACCGGUUAUGCAGUUUUUCACGCGUGCACAGUAACAAUAAUUGAAAUUUACGUUCACGUCGUCCUAUCCGUGCAUUUUCUGCGACUCGAGGACUGUGAGCUGAGCUCGAGGACAUCGACUUGCGAAGGUAGCAGUCGAUUAUUUUGGGAAAUCGAUCAAGAUGGCCGAUGUAUCGGAGGAAGUGCCGAUCAAGGACGCCGCGACGGCAAUUUCUCAGGGCAAACGUCACCUUUUGGUACGCGAUUACCACCUUGCAGUAACCGUCCUGGCUCGUGCCUGUGAACUUCUCGCUGAGAAACAUGGAGAAACCGGUGACGAGCUGGGUGAACUUUAUUUACUUUAUGGACGAGCCCUUUUGGGCUUGGCACGCGAGGAGGCAGGAGUACUGGGAGGUGGAGUGCCAGGAUCCGAAGAAGCCAGUCAGGACGAACAAGGUGAAGAGGAGGAAGAAGAAGAAAACGAGGAGGGAGCUGCAACGGAAGUCGAUCAAGCCGCGGGAAGUAGCGCUUGCACAUCAAACAGCAAGGAAGAUGAUAAGCAAAAGACAAUGGAGAAAGAGGAUGAAGAUUUGAAGGACACAAAAACUGAAAAGAAUGAAAAGACGGAAGAAUCUGAUAAAACAGAAAAGACGGGAGAAUCCGAUAAAACGGAAAAAACAGAAGAAUCCAGUAAAACGGAAGAAUCUGAUAAAACGGUUGAUAGUAAGAUUGAACAGAAGAAGCAGAGGGAAGAAAUUCCUGGAUGUAGUCGAGAUUUUGAUCUGCGCAAUGGCGAAGCUUCGGGUAGUGGCAUGAAUAGAAAAGGAGAAGAGAAUGGAGAGGCGGACGAAGAAGAUGUAGAUAAGGAAAAUGAUGAAGACGAAAUCAACAAUCUACAGAUUGCUUGGGAAGUAUUGGAAUUGGCGAAACUGGUGCUAGUGAAACGUGGACCUCCAGGCUGGAAAUUCUUAGCUGAGGCAUACCGCCUUCUGGGUGAAGUCGCGAUGGAGGGUAGUAACCACGAGAGCGCAUUAAUCGACUUUAAUGCUUGCCUGAACCUAUUGGAAAAGAUGACUCCUCGCGACCAUCGCGCGAUCGCCGAAAUUCACUAUCAGCUCGGAUUGGCACACGCGAUGGCGAACAACUUUGACAUCAGCGUCGAACAAUUCAAUCAGGCGUCUGCGCUGCUGGAAGCAAAGAUCGUGCAUUUGAAAAGUUUACAGGAUAAUCCGCCUCAAUCCGACGAUCCCUUUUACACUGUCGAAGGCGAGAUCAAGGAGCUGCAGGAACUUCUUCCAGAAAUUCAGGAAAAAAUCGCAGAUAUCAACGAUUUGAAGAAAGAAGCCAAUGUACUCAAAGAGAUUAAAGAGGAGAGAUUGAACGGAACCUCUAGUGAUGCUGAAGCGAAUGAGGCUUCUGGAAGUGGUAGUGGUAGUAGUACAUCCAAACCUGCUAGUGAUAUUUCGCAUCUGGUAAGAAAAAAGCGCAAAGCGGAAGAUGAAGAGGAGACUGGUUCUUCUUGCAAAAAACCAAUGCAGGAAAAGGACGUAGCGUGAGAAGUGCGAGUAGCUGUUUUUCAGAUUAAUCUGAACUUUGGUAAAACUAAGAAAUGUUGAUAUUUUUCUCGAUAAUAUAGGAGAAGUAUUUGCUGAUGUAUAAAAAUUCGGUGUUUUCUACAGAAAUGACAAUCCACCACGGUGAAUUUAUUUCCAGUGUAGAUAUCGAUAGAAAUAAUCUUAGACUGUCAGCAGCAUAAAUAAUAUAUGUUCGAAAUCUAUUAUGUAAAAUCGCCUCAUGAUGUUGUAAACUAAAUAGAACCGUUUUAUAAUUGCAGUAUGCCAUCAAGAAAAAUAACAAAUAUUUUUCUUGAAAAUGGAAAGUAUUUAUUGCUGUAUAUUGUUUUCUUACGAAGAUUGAUCAAGUAUUCUCAACAUUCCUAGUAUCUAAAUAAUUGUCAGAAUUUAUCAGAAGUUAAUAUUCAUAUUCUUUAGUUUAUAUUUAAAGUGUCUCUUGUGAUAUCAUAAGUUAAUUUGAAUUUUAUGACUAACAAUUACCAUCAAUGAUAUUUGAGGAAUGUGUUUAAUAUUAGAGUUUGUAAAAGGUGUUUUUAAAAUAUUAUCUAAAUUAUCUAAUUCAAUUAUUCGAUAGUAGAAUUUGAAAGAAUACUUCUAGUAACAUUUUUUCUCGUAUUAAAUAGAUCUGUCAUAAUUUAUUAUUAGAUAAAUUCUCUUGUAUUAAAAUAUAUUAAAUUUUUUUAAUUCGUCCAAUGUUAGAAGAGUUUGAAGUUCUAUAAACUUUAAAACUUUUGAGUAAAAUUUGACAUAAUUUAAAAGUAUUUAGUGCAUACUUCUGAUUAUACAAUUUUAGAUUUUCGUAAAGAAGAAAAAAUUUUAGAAUCAAUUUUUUAUUUUUUUCAGUUUUAUUAAAAAUAAAUUAGCUUUUUUUUAAUUUAUCGUUUUAAUAUUUGAUUUAUACUCCAGCAAAUACGUUGAUAUGUUAAAGAUAUAGGGAAAACUCGUAUUGUGUUUUAUUCAAUGAUAAUUGGUUUGCAACGGUUGAGUUCUUGAGAAUGGUGUGUGCGUGCGAAUAUAUUUUUUGAUUUCAAGACAUCAGAGAAGCUAUUGUGCAGCUGUAUAUGGUUUUUUUUUUUUAUUAGAAUAGUUGAUCUACUCUGGAUAUUUCAACAGUGCUCGAAAUGAUUAUGGGAAUCUUUUGCGAACGAACAGUCUACUCCAAACAUGGCUUUGCGCUCAGAUUUCUUUACGUAACUCGAGAAGAUACCACUACCGUACAACACUAGUAAACUUUGAAAAAGUUUCAGAGACUCGCGCGUUUCCCCAACCCAACAUGGUUUUACAAUAGAUCCCAGGAUAGAGUACGAUGUAUUUAUUCUAGUUUAGCUGAAUAAGACAGUACUGUUUUGAAAUGUAGAUAUAAGAAUUCAAAUAGGAAUAAGUAAUUGUUUGUGUACGAAUAUCAAAUAAAUGUUGAAACAAUGCCUUUUUU
This is a messenger RNA of Monomorium pharaonis (pharaoh ant), 3052 nucleotides long. It is a transcript of the gene Nasp, whose product is annotated as histone-binding protein N1/N2. Lineage: Eukaryota; Metazoa; Arthropoda; Insecta; Hymenoptera; Formicidae. Gene Ontology annotation, biological process: CENP-A containing chromatin assembly; DNA replication-dependent chromatin assembly. The coding region runs from base 229 to 1602 and encodes 457 amino acids. The transcript is spliced from 3 exons. Gene Ontology annotation, molecular function: histone binding. Gene Ontology annotation, cellular component: nucleoplasm. The record is from RefSeq and is a predicted model, not a curated record.